AUUUCUUUGAGCAGCAGAACGUGGGUCACCACGCACCCCCGUCUCAGAUGUGAGCAAGAGCUAAGGAAAUGAGCACAUUCCCAUGCGCAGCAGGGGAUGAACAGUUAGGAGCGAGAGAGCCGGCAAGCAAGUGGGGGCCACCCAGGCUUAUCGGUUUCCCUCGUCCUGCCUUUUAGUUGGCUAAGCGCAACACAAGGCGCCGGUGGGGUGCUGCUAAGGCUCCGCCUUUGGGGGCUGUGCGCUGGAAGCCGGCUGGGUGUCGGCAGCCAAUGAAAGCGCGGAGCGAUGGGCGGCUCCUGGCCGGUGACUCGAGGGUGCUCCCGCAGCUGCGACUCAUCGCUUAAAUGCGGCUGGCUGGACCGAUAGCUUGGAGUCUUGUAGGCAGGGAGCUGUGUUUCGCCCCUGUCGCCAUGCCGGCCGUACUGAGUCAACCCUGAGCUUUUCAGUCGAGUACUGCCUCCGUUGGGUUUUAUUUGUUCCUUUUGCGCUGCGCGUUCCUCCGCUACGCUCUCACGUUACGGAAAAGCCGAGCCUUAUCCUCGCCUAGCCUGCUAGCCAGCGCUGAUGGCGUGUCCUCCCAGAAUGGAGCUGGAAGCCUCGAUGGAGCAGUCUGUUCAGACGCGCAUCUUCAAGAUCAUCGUCAUUGGCGACUCCAACGUGGGCAAGACCUGCCUGACUGUGCGCUUCUGCGGGGGAGCCUUCCCGGCAAACACCGAAGCCACCAUCGGCGUGGACUUCAGGGAGAAGGCGGUGGAGAUAGAGGGAGAGCACAUAAAGGUGCAGGUCUGGGACACAGCAGGCCAGGAAAGGUUCCGGAAGAGCAUGGUGGAGCACUACUACCGCAAUGUGCAUGCUGUUGUCUUCGUCUAUGAUGUCACCAAGAUGGCUUCCUUCAUCAAUCUUAAGACCUGGAUUGAGGAGUGCAAUGGCCAUGCAGUCCCUGCCCUUGUCCCUAAAGUGCUUGUGGGAAACAAGUGUGACUUGCGGGACCAGAUCCAGGUGCCAUCCAGCACGGCCCUGAAGUUUGCUGAUGCACAUAAUAUGCUUUUGUUUGAAACCUCAGCCAAGGACCCCAAAGAAAGUCAGAAUGUGGAAUCUAUUUUCAUGUGUCUGGCUUGCCGGCUGAAGGCCCAGAAGUCUCUACUUUAUCGGGAUAUGGAGAGGCAGCAGGGGAAGGCACCAGAUGGGAGCAGCAAAAACGCCUGUCCCUGCUGAACUGUUGAGGUUGCAAUUCCUGACCAUUUAAUGGGUAUGUGUGUGAGUGUGUGUGAGAAGGGCAGAUGGUUUUGUCCCUUGAUGAACUGAAUCAAGACCUGCUUGUCUCAAUCUUAAGUUAAAUGUUAAGUUAAUAAUAAAAUUUGUAUGGCAUUCA
Lacerta agilis (Sand lizard) is the source of this 1372-nucleotide messenger RNA. It is a transcript of the gene RAB33A, whose product is annotated as RAB33A, member RAS oncogene family. Gene Ontology annotation, molecular function: GTPase activity; GTP binding. Gene Ontology annotation, biological process: Rab protein signal transduction. NCBI's taxonomy places the organism in Eukaryota, Metazoa, Chordata, Lepidosauria, Squamata, Lacertidae. The transcript has 2 exons. Gene Ontology annotation, cellular component: Golgi apparatus; endosome. The coding region runs from base 565 to 1215 and encodes 216 amino acids. The record is from RefSeq and is a predicted model, not a curated record.